AUGUUUCAUUGCCGUUCUACUUUUAGGGUUGUGCAAUUUGUUAGUAUAAUUCUGAGCCUUAAAAAUUUCGCAAAAAAAUUUUACGCUGCAAAUGCCAUGGAAAUGUUGCUCCUUUCCGUAUUAGGGCCUGUGCUUCGAUGCGCUUGGCAACUCAAUUCCUCUCAGGUGGCACUCAUCACCACUGUGGUUUUUAUUGGCUUCUUUUUCGGUGCGCCAAUUUGGGGUUUGUUCUCAGACAGGUUUGGACGGAAGAGGUGUUUUGUCCUCGUGCUUUCGUGGGUUUCAUACACAGGUCUUGCCACCGCUGUGAGCCCAAACUUCAUCUGGCUGAUCAUUCUUCGUGGGCUGGUCGGAUUCGGUAUUGGUGGAGAGGGUAGCGCAUACACUUUGAUGUCUGAAUUUCUUCCAGUCAAAUAUCGAGCCAAAGUUUUAAUAGGAAUUUCAAUAUUUUGGGCAAUCGGCAGCACCAUGGAAAUCGGUCUGGCCUUUGUUGUUCUGCCCAAAUUAGGCUGGCGUUGGUUGGUCUUCUUCUCAGCAGUACCUAUUGUCAUGUUCUGUUUCUUAACUCCGAUGAAAUUUGAGAACUGCAAAAAAAUGAGCACGCGUUUGUCUGCUGAAGUGUAUGGCGGUCGUCAACGUGAAAAUUGCAUGUUUAGCUAUCUAGGACACCUUAAUCCAGUGCUUACCAGAGUCGGUGCACUAUCUCAUGACCGCAAACAGAAAGGAGGAAGCGGCGGAAGUAAUAAAGAAAAUGGCUUUAUUGAAUCGGUGUAUUCCUUUGGAGGGCGAACUCGUCCACUCGGCACCUCUGGCCACUUAACAUUGAACGCGAAACUACAAAAUCGUAGCCGGUUUCCUUUUACUCGCGCUAUUUUAUUUGCGAAAACGAUCUUCCCAGCGCACGGUGCGUCCUUAUGCGCGGCGAGAUACGUUGAUGCUGCGAACUUUGAACUGUUUGUUUUAGCCACGUUUUUCUCCAAACGGUGA
Messenger RNA from Echinococcus granulosus, 987 nucleotides. RefSeq names its product Synaptic vesicle 2-related protein. The transcript has 9 exons. Lineage: Eukaryota; Metazoa; Platyhelminthes; Cestoda; Cyclophyllidea; Taeniidae. Gene Ontology annotation, molecular function: transmembrane transporter activity. The record is from RefSeq and is a predicted model, not a curated record. Bases 1 to 987 code for a protein of 328 amino acids. Gene Ontology annotation, biological process: transmembrane transport.